AGGCGUCAUCUUCCACAACAAGUUAGCGACCAUGUGUGCCAUUAAGAAGAUGCGAAGCUCAGGCAUUGCCGGUGACGCGCAAGAGUUCCUCAAUGAAGCGCAACUGCUGCGCUCGCUCAACCACCUCAACAUCUGCAAGAUGCUGGCUGUGUGCGACCACAACAACGCACUGUUUCUGCUGAUGGAGCACUGUGACGAAGGAGACCUGCACAACUACAUGAUCAAGAAUCCCCACAAGAUGACCCUCACGGCCAAGAGCUGGUUCUCUAAGGAAAUUGCCAAAGGUAUGGAGUACCUGGCAGCCAAUAAGAUCGUCCACAGAGACGUUGCUGCCAGAAACAUCCUGCUGUCCAGCGCGAGCACAGCCCAGGGCAAAAACAAUCAGCUGCCUAAGCCAAAAAUCUCUGAUUUUGGAUUGGCUCGGCGCACCACCUCAGAACAUACGUACGUCAAACAGUCGCACGACGGCGUACUGCCAAUCCGAUGGAUGGCCAGGGAAACGGUACUCAGCCGAGUCUACACCGAGAAAAGUGACGUUUGGUCGUAUGGAGUGACCCUGUGGGAAAUAUUCACUCUAGGACAAGUCCCAUAUUCCG
Messenger RNA from Sphaeroforma arctica JP610, 596 nucleotides. Its product is annotated as TK protein kinase. Gene Ontology annotation, biological process: multicellular organism development; protein phosphorylation; positive regulation of kinase activity. The transcript has 5 exons. The record is from RefSeq and is a predicted model, not a curated record. Gene Ontology annotation, molecular function: ATP binding; transmembrane receptor protein tyrosine kinase activity. The annotation marks the transcript as partial. Gene Ontology annotation, cellular component: signaling receptor complex. Lineage: Eukaryota; Ichthyosporea; Ichthyophonida.